This is a messenger RNA of Telopea speciosissima, 787 nucleotides long. Its product is annotated as protein BIG GRAIN 1-like A. The record is from RefSeq and is a predicted model, not a curated record. Gene Ontology annotation, biological process: auxin-activated signaling pathway. The coding region runs from base 54 to 545 and encodes 163 amino acids. Lineage: Eukaryota; Viridiplantae; Streptophyta; Magnoliopsida; Proteales; Proteaceae. The transcript has a single exon.
CUUUCCUUGUUUCUCCUUCUGUUUCUUGUUAAUCUCUCUACCUAUAAAUAUCUAUGGAGAUGGAGAAGUGGGAAAAGUCGCAACGAGAAGACAGAUAUCGACACGCGAGGACAAACCCAUCUUUCUCUUCGACCCUUCUGGACGCUAUCUAUCGCUCUAUCGAUGAAGGAGACGACGGAGGAGAAGAAGAGAUGGUUCUCUACAGAGAAACUAUGAGAAAGAAACAGAGUAGCAGUGUUCGAGGAAGCAGCGUUUUACCGCAGGAAGAGAUAGCAAAUCUUCGACGAACCGACCUGAUCGAACAAUGGAUGGAGAAGAAGGUAAGUGAGAAGGUCGUAGUCCGUCGGAAGUCAUCAGUGGCGGAUUUCGAUUUCAACCCACCAAAGUUACCAAGGGAUCGGAAUUCUGUGUUGUUCAAUUCUACUUCAAGUUCCUCAGAUUCUAGCUGCGGAGGUGGGUUUUCUUUUUCUGAAGCCGAGUCAGUUUACGGAGCGAGAUCAAGUUCCUCAGGUUUGAAACCGGUUCGAACUGUGGUUUCCGUUUAAUCGGAGAAACCUCCGCGCUAUGAACAGCAGCAGAGGAAGUCCAACGAUUUUGAUAAUCAUUACCAGGGGAGAAAUGACUCUGUAUCUCAGCAGAAGCCAAAGCACGAAGGUGGUUUCAUCAAGACAAAGUCGAGAGCUUUAAAGAUCUACGGCGAUCUAAAGAAAGCGAAGCAGCCCAUCUCGCCCGGUGAUCGACUCACCAGCUUUCUCAAUUCUCUGUUCACCGCAGGUUAUCCGAAGAA